AUGAUUCUUGCACCUGUACAUAGCAUCUUUUUAUGUAAACCCGAGAUCAACCAACGACGCGCCCAGGCCUCAGCUGUCCUACAGUCCCUGUGGAAACCUCUCUGGCGACAUCGCCACAUCUCCCUGCAGACCAAACAACGAGUCUACAACUCCUCAGUUAUCUCAGUCCUCCUGUACGGCUCAGAAACCUGGGCAAUGAACAACACUCUGGCAGCCCGGCUCGACGGAUUUGACUCUCGAGCCCUGAGGAGGAUCACGGGCACCCGCUGGCACGAGCGCGUGCGCAACACUGAACUUAGAGAACAGACCGGGCAACCACCCGCCUCCUCCCUUGCAGCGAUGAGAAGGGUUCGCUGGUACGGGCACGUCCUCCGACUCCCUCCAGAGCACCCCACCAGAGCCCUACUUGAUUUUAACCCUAAGAAGGCAGGAUGGCGGCGACCAAGAGGGGCCCCCCGCACCCGCUGGAUGGAUGUCGUAACCCGUGACCUGCAGAGCAUUAACAUCACUCUCCACCAGGCGCAGCAAGCAGCCACGAACAGAGGAUGGUGGAGAACCAUAAAUAUACAUGUGUAUUGCAUUACCCCUACCUCAGCUGACGAAAACGACACAGAAGCCGACAAGCCCCAAGAUUGUCAGGACAUCCUCGACAACGACGAGACCACGCCCAGCGGCGUGUACAUGGUUUAUCCACGGGACAACCUGGGCGGCUUCCUGGUCUUCUGUGAUAUGGACACGGACGGAGGCGGCUGGACGUUGUUCCAGAGACGCCAAGACGGAACAGUGGACUUCUUUCGGGGCUGGGCGGACUACAAGACCGGCUUCCCUUCCAACCUGAACGGCGAGUUCUGGCUGGGGAAUGACAACUUGUACCGCCUGGCCGUGCAGAAAGUCUACCAGCUCAGGGUGGAUAUGGAGGAUGUGGAGGAGAAACACGUGUACGCGGCUUACAGCACGUUUGUCAUCUCGCCUGAAUCCCAGAACUACAAACUCCACAUCGGGACUUACAGCGGUACUUCAGGGAAUAGCCUGACGGGCCAUGACGGGAAACCAUUCAGUACCAAGGACAGAGACAACGAUGAGGACUCUGUCAACUGUGCUCAGUCGUACAAAGGUGCGUGGUGGUACGUUGAUUGCCACUCCUCCAACCUGAACGGGCUGUACCACCUGGGUCCUCAUGAGAGUAACGCCGACGGCGUCAACUGGAACCGCUGGAAGGGUUACAACUACUCCUUGAAACGCACGGAGAUGAAAAUCCGACCAGCUCCAUAAUUUCUUGCAUUUUAUUGUAUCUUUUUCAUGCCACUGAAACAGAUAUGAAUACUGUCAAUCCCAUCUGCAAGAUGGACUUUGCUCUUUUUUGGCUUUACUUGUAGUGUCAGUGAUCAUGACUUGCAAGGCUGUUCUAUUCUUUUCAUAGAAUUAAGAAUACACAUAGUGCUUAGCAGAAGUACUCACCAAUAUCUCUCAAUGGUAGCUUUGAUUUCCCACAUACGAGUUCAUUGUUGAUACCUGCAUUAUGAUAACUCGUCACUGGAGGGCGCCGUUUUACAUGCCGUGACAACGUUACAUUGUGACAAGUGUGAACGUUGCAUGCGUAUCAGUCCCAACAGAAUGUCCAUAUUAGUCAGCGAACACCACAAAUAGAUACGUCUUGUU
Molecule: messenger RNA, 1659 nt
Organism: Branchiostoma floridae (Florida lancelet)
Lineage: Eukaryota; Metazoa; Chordata; Leptocardii; Amphioxiformes; Branchiostomatidae
Product: ficolin-1-like
Source: RefSeq, a predicted model, not a curated record